Messenger RNA from Toxoplasma gondii ME49, 4035 nucleotides. RefSeq lists its product as hypothetical. The transcript has a single exon. The record is from RefSeq and is a predicted model, not a curated record. NCBI's taxonomy places the organism in Eukaryota, Apicomplexa, Conoidasida, Eucoccidiorida, Sarcocystidae. Bases 1 to 3693 code for a protein of 1230 amino acids.
AUGUCUUUCUCUCAGGGGUACGGCGCCCCCCGAGAGGAGCCGCUGGCGGUGCCUCUGGCGCCUUCAGGGAACUUUCUCGGGGCCUCACUGUCUCUCGCUGGAGGCCCCACGGGCCCCGGAGGCCCGUACAGCCACGCUGGGGGCUUUGCUGCCCCCUACCAAGCCUUCGCAGCCGGCGCACGUUCUGAGGCUUCUUCGCAUGUUGGCCUACAGGUCUCGCUGGGGUCCCCGUCGGGCCCCACCGCCCCGUCUGGGCCUUCGCCCGCUGGAGCCUUCGGCGCCACGGCUGCGCUCGCCGCGUCUCUGUCGCCCCUCGGGCCUGCGCCUCCUCGCCUAGCCGGCAUCGCCCUCGCCCCCGCGAGGGGACCCGCGUUUCAUCCGUUUCCGGGCGCUGUCUCCGCCUCCAAUUUCGGGGCAGGCUUUGGAGGCGGACAGUUCGUUCAGCACGGCUACGUCCCCACAACGGGCCUUGUGCCUGUGACUCCCCAACAAAGCCGGAGCCUCGCAGUCGCCGCCGUCGCCGCGACCGCGGCCCUCGCCGCGGAGGCAGCGGCGGAGACGAGUCGGGGCGGUGGCCCGGCGGGGCCCGCAGGGGGCGCUGGAGCCCAAGCAGGAUAUCCUGGGAAGGGUGGGGUCAGUCGGGCUCCAAAGGGUGCGAGACUGGGCAGCCAGGUGGACGCCUUGGAGGGGCCCGGCGCCCCGAGCAUGGGCCCGCGAGGAGACAGAGAGACAGAUCCUCCGGGACCCGGGGGCCAGUCUUCGAGGCGGCCGGCUCCGGGAGCGCCGGGCGCGGGGCCUGGAGACGGCUUGGGCGGCAUUUUGGGCGCGCUGAAGGGGAGAGUCGCCCCUCAAGGCGCAGAUGCACCCCACGGAGACAGGGACGAAGGCUUCCGAGAAAGCCGCAGACCCCCGGGUCAGAAUGCCGGGCGCCGCGACGCAGGCCGCCUCGGGAUCGGCCCCGCUUGCCCUGCGACGCCCAGCAGCGGCCAAGUAGGUCACGAUGUAAUGACGGCAGUUGCGGUCGAAAACGAGAGCCUCAAAUGGUCUCUGUUCAUCUCCAACGCCCUCAAGUGGGCGGCGGCGCCCGAGCUCGACUUCGACGAGGACGACGGCGGCUGGGGCUCCACUCUAGGGGCGGAAGGGUCUGUCGGAGACUCUGACGCCCCGACCGUGUCUCCUCGCCCUUCGGUGGACGAGCCCGGAGCGCAUGUCGCUGGGGCCUCGCGCGCUCCACUCUCCUCCUCCGGAGGGGGAGAAGGAGCCUUCCCUUUUCGUUUUUCUUCUCGGACUCCUCCAGGCCGCGGCGCAGGUCAGCCCAACGAGCCCGGCUGUGACGACGAAGAAGAGGCGGAGAGACAGCGGCGACGGACCUUGCAGGCGCAAGAGCGUCUCCGGCGGAAGAAGCGGUUUCAGCGAGGCCCAGAGCGUUCCGAGUCGCCCAGCGCGGACGCCCCAGCUCCCGCGCGAGAGGAGACACUUCCUGGGCCCUCGGGCAGGCACAACAAGGGGCUUGAGGGCCUUCCGUUGGAAUUCGAGGAGCGCCGGGGCGACAAGGGGCCUGGAGGGCCAGGUUGCGCCAGCGGAGUUCCCUCACAGGACCCCGGCGGCGCGGGAGAGUCCGGAGGAAAUGCCUUGGGUGGGCGCUGCGGAGCGGGGACGGCGCCUGCGUCUCCGGCAGUGUGGGGUCUGGGGAUGGAGAGGAAAGGCGAGGGCGACAGUCAGGGGGCGCGGGGAACAGGCGCCGAAGGUGGUUACUUCGUAGACUCCGGUGCAGAGGAAGAGGAAGAAGAAGACGCAGGUCUUCUGCGCGUUCUGGGUGUCUGCUGCAACGACUUGGUGGAGGACAUCGUCACUUCAGCUGUGUCCUACGCAAUGACUCUGCGCGGGGCCUCUGCGCGGUCUUGCCCACCGUCUGUCCUUUCUUCUGCUUCUUCCGGGCCAGACCUGCAGCCUGCUUCACUCAGGGUCUCCCAGGGCCAGACGCCUCCCGGCGGACAGUCCCCAGGUGUCUGUGGAGCCCCAGAGGGCGCGCGCCAGGGUCUCUCGAGCGCCGCAGCGGCGGCCGCACUCGAGGGCGGCGGGACGGGGCGCGUAGUUGAGGUGACGAAGGAGCACGUGGACUUCGCUCUCGACAGGCUGUGGGGCGAGGAGACAGUCCAGGGUCUCCUCGAGGGAAUCCGCGAGCGAAAGCGCGCGAACCGGUCGCUCCGCCUGCGGCGCGAAGAGUCUCGUCUCGCCCAACUAGCCAAGGGAGGAGACGCGAGCCCGAGGGACUCGGGCCCCGCAUCCGCGCCGAGGCAGCCGGACCAGGGGCAGGGCGAGGAAGGGGGGGCGGACGAAGAUCUCUUAGCGGAGGAACUCUUCUUCGGCGGCUGUUUUGCCGAAGAAGGGAACGAGGUUGAAACUCAAAACACGGAGAAAGAAGCCGGCCCGGACAGCCGGAGAACGAGCGCGGGGCAAACAGCGACAGGAGUGACCCCUACUAAGGGCCAGGCGCGCCGCGUCCUUCCAGCGGUCGACUUCUACCGCGAGGCUUUGGAGAAGACGGCGACCUGGAACGACAUCGAGCGCUCUGUCUCCGACAUGACUUCCCCGCCGGCGUUCCACGAGCAUUUGGCGCAGGCAGAGUUCCUCGUUGCGCAGACGUAUCUGCGCGAGGAGCUGGAGAAGGUUGAGAGCUGCGCCUCAGCUCUGGACGGGGACCCAGACGCGGGGCCUUUGGCUUUGGGCCACAACGAGGCCCCGACUCUGAGUCUGGUCCCAGAGGGCCGCAUGCGCACUCAGGACGGUGUGGCGAGUCUCCUGGCGGAGGCACAGACGUUGGCGAAGCGCGCGCGAGAAAAGGCAGCGAAGAUCGCGUUGGAAGAACAGAAGGAGAACGGGGCGAGCCCCACGGGAGACCAAGACUCUCUCCUCUGUCGCGCAUUCGACUUCGGCUCCGGGCCUCUCUCAGAAGGCUUCGCUUCUGUGGGCGUGGACGCGGGCGUGGAGAAGGCGCGCGUUUCCUCUGCUUCGCGGGCACCAGCGGACUUCGAGGGCGGCUCAGGAAGCAGCAAGGAAGAAGCCUUUGUCUUUGAGCUGCAAGGACGCGCAGAGGGGGAACAUGACAGAGAAGGGCAGCCAGCGACGAACAUGCUCUCCGAGGAAAGCACAUUGACACCUGGGGUGGUUGCCGAGGUAGAACCAAGACUGGGGGGCCAGAUCGAGGCGGCAGAAAGAGGCGGGCAGGAAGUCCUGCGACCUGAAGAGACUCCGUACAACCGAGAGGAUGCGGAGUUCGGCUUCGAGUUCGUCCCUGGGUGCGCUGGAGAGACUGGGGAGAAGGACGAAGCAGAAAACGAGAGGAACGACGGAGACGUCGACGGAGACCUCGAACAAGCUCUUGAAGAAGAACUCGAAGAACGUCUUUUGUUGGGCGUGGACGAGGGAGCGCAGACACCCGACGCGGUCUCCGUCUCGCGACCAGAGCGACAAGGAGACGAUCUCCUCUUUCCUCCAGAGUUCCCUACAAACCAGGCCCGGUGCCAGACGGACUUCGAAGGGGGGACUGCAGAGAGCGGGCGGCUGUGGGGCGACAAAGAAGACCCUUCGGACCUGGCGCCCGAAAGCAGCGGAGAUGGCGAGGCGGGGGACGAAGAAGGAAACUUGGAUUUAGAGGAGGAGUUGUUCGGUGGGAUGGAGGAAGAAGCGUAGGCUCGACGAGAGAGACGCGAGCGGGAGCCGAACGGUCGCGCGUCUCUCUCUGUAAGGUUGUGGGUGGCGUUCGUCUUUCCAGAAAGCAAAGCAGCAUUGAUCGGAGAACUGUCUUGCGCGGGGACAGCUGAAGAAAGGGAGAGGAACUUGGGACGAUAGGGAAGCGAGGGGAGAACUUGGAAGGGAUAAAAGCAGAUCAAGGCAUUCGUACACUGCUUCGUAUCGUCGACUUACGCUCGUUGUCUUCUACAGAUUCUUCUUGUUCUUCUACUGUCUUCUGCUGUGGCCACACACUCGUCUCCCGAGGUCUCUUUGCGGUUGAAGGACAGUGUCUCUCUCUUU